Molecule: messenger RNA, 1353 nt
Organism: Ceraceosorus guamensis
Lineage: Eukaryota; Fungi; Basidiomycota; Exobasidiomycetes; Ceraceosorales; Ceraceosoraceae
Product: HAD-like protein
Exons: 4
Coding region: 203-1105 (300 amino acids)
Source: RefSeq, a predicted model, not a curated record
CUGAUAAUUUGUGAUUCACCACUUUGAGUGUGCUCACAAUCACCGAUGCAGCAGCGCUGUUCCCACCUCUUAAGACCGCCGAAGCUGCUCUUGUCCAGACCUAAGGGAGGCAAAGCGCCACUGACGACUCGCUCGAUCACUUCACGACGGUUCACGGACUCGAACAGCUUCUAUAGGUGUUCUCUGACGCUAAAGCUCGGCCAUGGGUGAUGGCAACGAGAACAAUCCCUUUCUUCGGGCAAUGGUGCCUCCCCGCGCCAUCAUCUUUGACAUUGGAGGUGUAGUGGUGGGAUCACCAUUGGUGGGCAUCAACCUCUACGAGCAGGAGAAGGGCUUGCCGCAUGACUACAUCAACGUCGGCAUCACAGCGCGAGGUCGCAAGGGAGCGUUUCAGCGUUUCGAAAGGAGCGAAUUGGCUUUGUACGCUUUCUACAAGACUUUUGGAGAGGAGUUGAGCGACUUGAACAGCAUGAACAGGUGGUACACUGAGUUCUGCAAGGCGAGGAGGAGAGAGGUGCCUCAGUUGCCAACGGACUUGCAGAUCGACGGCCGGCACCUGUUCGGGCUGAUGAUGAAGCAAUCGACCAGGAUAGACCCUCUCAUGGAGACAGCCUUGAAGCGUCUUCGAGCAUCGGGCAAGUUUCGUCUUGCAGCCUUGACCAACAACUUUGCUCCACCUACCGCCGCAUCGCCGGAAAACAGCGGUGGAGAGUCUGCACACGCCCCCACAUUGGAAGAAGAGCUGGAGCAUCUAGGCAUUUCAAAAGAGUCGCAAAGGAUACGGGACUUCUUCGACGAGUACAUUGAAAGCGCAGUAGUUGGAAUGCGCAAACCGGAAGAAGGUAUCUAUCUGUACGCCCUGGACAAGCUCAAAGUCAGACCGGACGAGGUGGUGUUUCUGGACGAUAUUGGUCACAAUCUCAAAGCAGCUGCCAAAUUAGGAAUCAGGACCAUCCGCGUCAGCGCCGCAUCUUGUCUGCAAGCGCUCAGGCAGUUGGAACAAGAGACGGGCAUCGAAUUGCUCGAUGAGCGCCAGGUCGAGUUCGAGAAAGAAAGAAUUAGAGAAGCGGAGAUGGCCAAGAAUGCUCGGAAACCAAAGUUGUAGCUGUUGGAUCCAUCGCAGGCAUUUGCUGGUCAGCAUCACGCCGACUGAUUGAAUAUGAUCUUCGGAUUAUCAAGCUUCGCAUGUAUGUGAGCUCCGCGUUGAUAGCCUUGCGCAUCAAUGCAGGCAUACUCUGGCAUAAAUCUAGCGCGACUGUCUGCCAGUGCCAUGCCCCGACGACGUCGGGCGAACGAGACGUAGCAUGCAAGGUCGCUCAUCUUCAAUGACAUGUCGAAUGUCUGGUGUCCGGU